CCACUCAGCACGUGGUGACUUGUCAUACAGUUCAUACAGUUUUUUCUUGUUUUUCUCUUGGCCUUCUUGGUGUGUGAGUUUUUCUCGGUUUUUCUCGUGAAAAAAAUGAACGGUGCAACUGCAGAUGGGAGUAGUUUUGAGUCUUUUCUCACUUUGCACGAACCCCAAUUGAGGCAAUCGGCUGUUCCUCCACAUUUCUGGCCGAGCCUCUGCAAUAAGUUGCACAAUCAAAUUUUUGACGCCGGGGAUUCCCUGUCACUGUUGCUUCUGGACUACGGGGAAGAGGGUCGUCAGGAUGAUGACCCUGUUUGGACAGUUGUAGUGUCAAAGGAGGGAGGUAUCGAGGAGAAUGAUGGAGAUGCAAUAUUUCUGGUGGAUCAUGCCUGGACCUUUCGGAUGGACAGUGCCAAGAAGCAGUUGGAGCAGAUGCCCAGGCUACUGACCCGGAUGUGUGUAAUAAUGGGGGUGAACCAGGAGAAUGAGACCCAGGAAGAGUGCGUAAAGAAGGUCAUGAGGAAAGUUUGGAGGUACAAUUCAAUGUACUCAGUCAAUGCCACGGGCAUUUCCAUUGAGAAUCAAAUGCCUAUUUGGUACAUAAUGGAUGAACUGGGAUCCGGAAUUCAGCACAGUGACUCGCCAAAUUUUCGCAUAGUCCCCUUCCUGCAUCUUCCAGAUCAGGUGACGUACAGUGUACUAUUCCCAGUUGCAGACUGUGAGGAGGAUGAAAUUGUCACGAGGGACUUUGUUGAGCAAUACAGUGCUGAUGAUGAAAAGAGGAGGAAUGCUCUGCUCCUGCCGUGGAAAAGUACGAGUUUCCUGGAAGAGGAGUAUAUUCAGGUGGAACCAGUAAAAGACUACUUCCUUGGAGGAAGAGCAAGGGAAGAGUCACUGCCAGAUGGUGAAAUUGAAGGCCCUGAAAUUAAUGCUAAUCGUCCAUUGAAAGUCUAUGCAGAUUAUUCAUUUGUCCAGAAGUAUUUGACAGAUGAGGCUUUUGAGAUUGUGAAGUCCCCUGAAGAAGCAGACGUCCUCUGGCUCAGCAGUCACUUUAAGGACUAUAAGGAGUUCAGCAAACAGAAUCCCAAUAAAUUCAUCAAUCAAUUCCCAUAUGAAAACGUUCUGACAGUGAAGGAUCUUCUGAGUAUUGUUUGCCGGCGUAUGGCAUCCCAGCACUCCAAUGAAGAUACCCUAGAAACCUACCCAAAGUGGCUACCAACUACCUACAACCUCAAUACCGAACUCAUCCAAUUUGUCAGCUACUUCCAGCGACGCCAGGCAAAAAGUCUCGACAAUCACUGGAUCUGUAAGCCCUGGAAUCUGGCCCGUGGCCUGGACAUGCACAUAACAAGUGACAUUGGACAUAUUAUGAGACUACCGGCAACGGGACCAAAGAUUGCUCAGAAGUACAUUGAAAAUCCUGUUCUCUUUCAUCGCACGGACCUCGAGGGGGCACACGUAAAGUUUGAUGUUCGCUACGUGAUUCUGCUGAAGAGUACUAAUCCCCUGUGUGCCUACAUCUACCGGAAUUUUUUCUUACGCUUUGCCAAUCGACCCUAUCGACUGGAGGAGGAUGGCUUUGAGUAUGAAACACACUUCACGGUUAUGAAUUACACAGAAAGCGCUGAUCUCUACCAUUUGCCGUGCGCUGAAUUUUUAAUAAAAUGGUCAGAGCAAUAUCCCGAAAAUCCGUGGGAGGGUGUCGAGGUGGCUAUUUGUGAGAUGCUGAGAGAAAUACUCAUGGGAGCUGUGCACAAAGUGCCGCCAUGUGGUAUUGGCGCCAGUCCACAAAGUAGAGCACUAUAUGCAGCUGAUAUUAUCCUCAGCUGGGAUGGGGAUAAAAUCCAGCCAAAACUGCUGGAAGUCAACUGGAUGCCAGAUUGCCAGAGGGCAUGUGAAUACUAUCCUGAUUUCUACAACGACGUUUUUAAAUUACUCUUCCUCAAUCAACCCAAUCAAAAUGUCUUCAGAUCCAUUGCUAAUUAGCCGAAAACUCCACUUGGCUUGCAAUUAGACAGAGUCAAAAUAAAAAGGAUACUGCAAUGGAGGAAAUAACGAACGAGAUAGGAAAAAUUCUAAUUUGUGCAAAGUCCAAAAAAAGUGCAACGAUUUUUGUGACUAGUUUUUUCCCAAAAAUUUCCAUACCUGAAAAUUGAGGAAAACCCCUCCAAAACGUCGGUUUGAAAAAGUAAAAAAAUGAGAAAAGAGAGGUCA
Messenger RNA from Phlebotomus papatasi, 2208 nucleotides. RefSeq names its product tubulin--tyrosine ligase-like protein 12 (gene TTLL12). The record is from RefSeq and is a predicted model, not a curated record. The transcript has a single exon. Gene Ontology annotation, biological process: protein modification process. Bases 106 to 1980 code for a protein of 624 amino acids. Lineage: Eukaryota; Metazoa; Arthropoda; Insecta; Diptera; Psychodidae.